Molecule: messenger RNA, 3078 nt
Organism: Balearica regulorum gibbericeps (East African grey crowned-crane)
Lineage: Eukaryota; Metazoa; Chordata; Aves; Gruiformes; Gruidae
Gene: DCLRE1A
Product: DNA cross-link repair 1A
Biological process (GO): double-strand break repair via nonhomologous end joining; interstrand cross-link repair
Molecular function (GO): damaged DNA binding; 5'-3' DNA exonuclease activity
Source: RefSeq, a predicted model, not a curated record
AUGUCUGAAGAUGCUUUAUUGGAAGAGGACAUUUGGGAGUACAAAUCCAUUAGGAAGAAAAAGCAUCAGAGUAGUUCAGAGAACAUCUCUACACCUGUGCAGAAAGUAAGUGAUGGCAAGUGCAGGCCGAAAAUAAAGAGAAAUGGAAAUAAAAAAAAAUCUGUAGAAAAAACUGAUACGCCUCAGAAAACCGAGCAGAGCUCAAGGCCAAAUGAGGAUGUAGAUCAAUGUAAAGAUGACAGUAGCGUGCACUCCCAGGAAAGUGUGAGUAGCCUGACAGAACAGAGCUCCCCAAAUGCAAAGCCCAUUCAUGAUGGAUACUGUCCGAGCUGCCAGAUGCCUUUCUCCUUGCUAUUGGUCCAGACACCUCGAUGGCAUGUUGCUGAAUGUUUGGAUACUCCAGGAUCCAUUGAAAAAGAGUGUGCUGAUGGUUUACUGUGCACUUCCACUAUUCCAUCCCACUACAAGCGUUACAGCCAUUUUCUACUUGCAGCAAGCAGGGCAGGAGAUUAUCUUGUAAACUCUUCAGCAAAUGCUUUGGAGGGGAAGAUGACGUGUUCUACUGCUGCAGAGCCCACCUGUUCCCCAAGUCAUGUAGAGGAAAUCUCACAGAAUGAGAAACCAUCUAAUAAUGUAAAAAAUGUCCCAAAUGAUGACAGUACAUUGAUAGUACGGAGUUUGCAAAUGAAGUCUCUAAAUAUAACCACUGAAAGUACUUCCUCUCUUGUUCAAAAGCCUCAACAGACAUUUCAGCUCACACAGACCACAGAUGAUAAUUGUAAAUUUGAAUUUUAUGACUUUGUAUCCUCUCAAGAAAGUGGAACAGGAGAAGACCUAUGUAGUCAGAAAGAUACAAAUCAGCCAAGUCUACUGCAAUCAAAAGCGGACUUCAGUGACUGUGAAAUUUCUUAUUCUCCACUGAGUACUUUUGAGGAAAGUGAAGAGGAAACUGAGGAAGAGAAGAAAGUAAAAAUAUCACAAAAUAAGUUAGUCAAAGUCCAGAACUUUGAAGAUGAAGAAUCUAAUUCUGUCAUGUUUAAAACAUUUGAUGGACUUCUUUCACAGCAGAAGCCUCAGUAUGAGCAUACUAAAAUGGGAAAUUUCAUAAUUAAAAAAAACCACUGUGAGGAAGUAAAUACAUUGAACCAUCUAGAUCAUAGUGCAGAAACUGUUUCUCAGAGUCGCAUGAACAGCAAGUUCUGUAAUUCAACAUGUGUAGAUAAUCAGCAUCAGCAAGAGGCAUCUUGUGGAUCCUCUUUUCCUUUUAACUGUGAGGAGGUUGAACAGCCAGAAUUGAUUUUCUCUGGUGCUAAAGCAGGUACCACAAAGUCAGAAGGUACAGGUGAUUUGGAUUCUGCAUAUGUGAGUUUUACUGAGACGUCAACACUACUAGUCAGAGAAGGUGCUGGGUCUCUUCUGACACAGAAAAGUAAUGUUUUGAGGGACCCAAGUAACAUUUUAACUAAUACAGAUAAAAUAACUCCCAAUGCAAUUGAAAAAACAGCUUGCCAGGAGAGUUUGCAGUCAGUAGUGGAGAAAGAAGAAAAUCUUAAUACAGCUGCUUUGUGCUUUCCCAGCCCCAUCUCUAAAACAGUGCCAUCUCUUUCUUUAGCAAGUAAGAGUGCCAAAUCCAGUUCUGCCAAAGAACUCAAACAAAUGGACAUUGGUGUUUUCUUUGGGUUAAAGCCCAAAGUAAAAGAGGAAAGCAAAGGAGAGACUCGUUUGAGUGAGGGAAAGCAGAUACCAAGUUCAGUAAGUCCCAAUGGAAAGAGGCCCAGACAGGAAAAAAGGAAAGCUGGAGGGUCUGUGGAAGAUGUAGAAGCAGUUACAGAAAGUUCAAAUAAAAAUGGAGCCUUUGCAGAUGUAAAUUCUCGUGGCCAACGAAGGUGGAUAAAAAAAUUUAAAGAAUUAUCUACUACAGCUGAAGGAACAAGAAAAAAACACUGCCCUUUCUACAAGAAAAUACCAGGAACUGGUUUUGCAGUUGAUGCCUUCCAGUAUGGAGAAAUCGAAGGUUGUACAGCUUAUUUCCUGACACAUUUUCACUCUGAUCACUACUGUGGGCUAACAAAAAACUUCAUGUUUCCAAUCUACUGUAAUAAGAUAACUGGCAACCUGGUGAAGAGCAAACUUCGAGUCAAAGAGCAAUACAUCCACAUGCUGCCAAUGGACACAGAAUGUAUAGUGAAUGGGAUCAAAGUGUUGUUGCUCGAUGCCAAUCAUUGUCCAGGCGCAGCAAUGAUCCUUUUCUAUCUGCCAAGUGGAACUGUUAUUCUGCACACAGGAGACUUCAGGGCAGAUCCUUCCAUGGAGCGCUACCCUGCUUUGAUUGGUCAACAAGUCCACACCCUUUACCUUGAUACCACAUACUGUAGUCCUGAAUACACUUUUCCUUCUCAACAAGAGGUUAUCCAGUUUGCUGUCAAUACUGCCUUUGAGACAGUGACUUUAAACCCACGUACUCUAGUUGUCUGUGGCACCUAUUCCAUUGGAAAAGAAAAAGUUUUUUUAGCAAUUGCUGAAGUUCUGGGCUCAAAAGCAAGUAUGUCCCGUGAUAAGUACAAAACACUGCAGUGCUUGGAGUCGACAGCUGUUAAUUCCCUCAUCAGUGUGGACUGGGGUGGUACUUUGCUUCAUGUUCUUCCCAUGAUGCAAAUUAAUUUUAAGGGCUUGCAAGAUCACUUGAAUAAGUUUUCUGAGAAUUUUGAUCAAGUUCUGGCUUUCAAACCUACUGGGUGGACCUACUCUGAUUCAUGCCUUUCUCUGGUGGAUAUCAAACCUCAGACAAGAGGAAAGAUCACUAUAUAUGGGAUUCCUUACAGCGAACACAGCAGUUACCUGGAAAUGAAGCGUUUUGUUCAAUGGUUGAAGCCACAGAAAAUCAUCCCCACUGUAAAUGUUGGUGACUGGAGAGCCAGAAGCUUGAUGGAGAAGCAUUUUAGAGACUGGAUGAUUGAGGGCAGUAGGCAUAAAUAAAUAUAAGGAAGAAAGUAUAUUUCAAAAGAGGUAGGCUGAAGUGGGAAUCGAGAGUUCCUGGGAAUUUUAUUUAACUCCUUUUUCUACAGAGCUUUCUUUAGG